This is a messenger RNA of Mesorhabditis belari, 1824 nucleotides long. Lineage: Eukaryota; Metazoa; Nematoda; Chromadorea; Rhabditida; Rhabditidae. The record is from the annotation of a GenBank genome assembly.
AUGGGAGCUGGUGGCUCAUUAGUGUCACGGAGAGAGCUUCUACCGGCACCCGAAGUGAUCACACUCAAGGGGCCCGUACAAGGAAGAAGACUUCAGUUCAAGGACGGACCAACAGCCGACAUUUUUCUUGGCAUCCCCUAUGCCAAACCGCCGAUUGGAGCACUGCGAUUUAAACGUCCUGAGCCCCCAGAUGCUUGGACACGUGUUUUGCCGUGCCGAAGUUUUCGCCGUCGCUCCAUUCAAGUCACACCUUCAUGGGAACCACUAGUCGCACGAUUGCCCGCUUGCUCAGAGGAUUGUUUAUACUUGAACGUUUUUGCACCGAAGAUAGAAGAGGGGAAAAAAUAUCCAGUUUUUUUCUUCAUUCAUGGCGGUGGUUUGCUGAUGGAGUGUCCACAUAGGAUUCAACCCGAAGGAGUUUCUCGACAAUUGGUGGCUCAAGGAAUCGUUGUGGUCACUAUGGCCUAUCGACUUGGCUUUCUAGGAUUUUUCUCGACCGGUGAUGAUGCCUGUCCGGGUAAUAUGGGCCAUCUGGAUCAGGUAGAAGCAUUGAAAUGGACUGCGGCAAACAUUGACCGUUUCGGUGGUGAUCCAAAGAGAAUCACGAUUGGCGGACAAAGUGCUGGCGCAAGCAGUGCUGAUUUGCUUUGUCUUUCUCCAUUAACUCGAGAUCUGAUUCAUCAAAAAGUACUUCUGGGCGGCGGUUCAUUCGGUUUCUGGGCGUCAUCGCGAUUGAAAAAUACGGUGCCAUAUUGCAGGGAUAAAGCCAAAGAACUCGGAUGGAAACCGGAGAAAAGCUAUUCAUCGACAUUAGAGGAAAAUAAAGCGAUGUUGGAGUUUUUGAGGACAAUUCCGGCUAAGCGAUUCGGUUGCACAUUUUAUGGCUACAAGCCACUCUUCAAAGAAGUUAGAUUGCCGCUAACUGCUGUGUUAGAUGGAUAUUUUCUGCCAAAACCAAUUCCGAAGCUACGCGAAGAUGCCCCAGAUUUGCCUGUUAUAUGUGGAGUUGGGGAAUAUGAGGGGCUACUUUUUGUUGGCAUCAGCACAAUAGGUACAUCGAAGAAGAGUUUACGGGUUUUGCUUCAGUCUUACGCGAGAGAUGAGAAACAUUUACAGGAAGGAAUAGAAGAAAUCAUCGAUAUCUAUAAAAAAGAUGGAAUUCCGCCAAAAUUGAAUCGACUCUUUCCGGUGGUUUUUAGUGAUGCGGCUUCAAAUUUCGGUUUACAUCUUUCGAUGGACUAUUAUCGGACAAGGCCUACCCCGUGCUACUCCUACAUUUGGGAAUAUACAGCAAAGCGUCGCUACGGCGUGCUUGGAAUCCGCUUUCCUUUCCACGGUGCCACUCAUGCAUCAGAACUUCCCUAUCUUCUUCGACAAGAUGCUUUCUAUUCGAAUUCCCCGUACAGCAAAAAAGAAAAGAUACUCUGUCAUGUCACCAGUGAUUACUUCUCCUCUUUCAUCAAAUAUGGAAAUCCAAACAAACAUGGGCACGAGCUUCACCCUCACUGGCCUUCAAUUACUGAAGAAAAAGAGAUGCAAAUGAUUUGCAUGAAGCCGAAUCCGACGUUGAGAACAGCAGGAAACUUUUUUGGGAAACGAAAAGAGCACAUUUGGCCACAUAUCAAGGUGUUUUGGAAUGAUGAUGGAUUGGUGCUGGAAGAAACAAAAAGCGAAGCGGUCCAGGAAGUGAAUAACAAUGAUGAGAAAGAAGCUGUGGUGGAAGAACCGGAUGAUAAUGAUGAAAAGGAAGUAGAGCUGGAGAUGGCAAAGGCCUUGCCUAAGGUAAUCCCACCAAAGGGACACUCAACACUUCCAGCUGUUGAA